AUGAGCGAAUCCACGACGAUCCCUGUGCUGAACCUUUCCCUUGCGCGCUCUCCGACCACCAAGCCGCAAUUCCUGUCCAAGCUCCGAGAUGCCCUGGUGCGCGUCGGGUUCUUCUAUCUCGAGAACCACCCGGUCCCAGAACAGGUGCAGCAGGAGGCCAUGCAGGAAUCGCGGCAUCUCUUCGCCCUCCCACUGCAGAAGUGCGAGGUCGACAUUGUGAAUAGGAGGCACUUCUUUGGCCACAUCAGGACGGGCAGCGAGGUCACCAAUGGCGGAGCCGCGGGAUUGUACUGCCUGGAGGUGCAGACCCAAGCGGGCGUGUGGAUUGCCGCCCCCCCGUUGCCCGGCACGCUGGUGCUGAACAUUGGCCGCAUGCUCGAAUGCAGCACCCAUGGCGUGUGCGCGGCGACAACCAUCGAUUCGACGGUAGGGAAUUAUCUGUUCCUUGCGUAUCUGACUGGCUUUCCCGAUGUCGCUGCAAGGUGGUACCCUGCACUGCUAUCACGAGCUGUGAACAAACAGUUGGAACUCCAGGUUCUUGGUCAUUAA
Aspergillus mulundensis is the source of this 549-nucleotide messenger RNA. RefSeq lists its product as uncharacterized. The record is from RefSeq and is a predicted model, not a curated record. The coding region runs from base 1 to 549 and encodes 182 amino acids. NCBI's taxonomy places the organism in Eukaryota, Fungi, Ascomycota, Eurotiomycetes, Eurotiales, Aspergillaceae. The transcript has 2 exons.